AUGUUACGUAUACGCCGUGUGGUACACAUAUUCCUGCUCAUAGUCCUGGCCAUUGCUUGGGCAGCGGGAAAACAGGAAACUACUUCCCGCCAAUUUGGUAACCCAAGUUUUGGCAAUGGGUUAGGCCCUGGAGGUGGUUUUGGUCCUGGCUUUGGUCCUGGCCAGGGAUCUGGUCCUGGGGCAGGAUUCGGUUAUGUACCACCACCCCAAUCCGGUUGCCCCUUGUGCGAUUCCUCAGUUUAUAGCUAUUGCUCCCACAAGAUGGUGCACGAUGCCUGUUGCUGCGAUUUUCCAGCCACCGGUCCUGGACAGCUGCGACCACCGCAGUGCCUGUACUACGAUUGCUCCUUGUUGUAUGCCAAAUCCUGUUACGAACACUCCCUCAUCAAGAACUGCUGCUGCAAUAGUCCCUAUUAA
Drosophila serrata is the source of this 417-nucleotide messenger RNA. RefSeq lists its product as uncharacterized. The record is from RefSeq and is a predicted model, not a curated record. NCBI's taxonomy places the organism in Eukaryota, Metazoa, Arthropoda, Insecta, Diptera, Drosophilidae.